This is a messenger RNA of Mesorhabditis belari, 273 nucleotides long. The record is from the annotation of a GenBank genome assembly. Lineage: Eukaryota; Metazoa; Nematoda; Chromadorea; Rhabditida; Rhabditidae.
AUGAACUCCUCAGCAAAAAUCCUUUGCCUUGUCGCCCUCAUCUGCCUUUUGGCCGUCACCACUGAGGCUCAGUGGUACGGAGGAUACGGAUACGGAGGCUACCCAAGCUCCUACGGAGGUUACUAUGGUGGAUACGGAUACCCAUACGGAGGAGCUUACGGAUAUGGUGGAUAUGGAGCCUACGGUGGAUACGGUGGAUGGUACAAAAGAGAAGCUGGUUUCCCCCAACAACAACCACAACAACCACAACAACAAUUGAGUGGAAACAAGCAG